Homarus americanus (American lobster) is the source of this 4153-nucleotide messenger RNA. RefSeq names its product 5-aminolevulinate synthase, erythroid-specific, mitochondrial-like (gene Alas). The transcript is spliced from 11 exons. The coding region runs from base 162 to 1856 and encodes 564 amino acids. The record is from RefSeq and is a predicted model, not a curated record. Gene Ontology annotation, molecular function: pyridoxal phosphate binding; 5-aminolevulinate synthase activity. Lineage: Eukaryota; Metazoa; Arthropoda; Malacostraca; Decapoda; Nephropidae. Gene Ontology annotation, biological process: hemoglobin biosynthetic process; erythrocyte development; heme biosynthetic process. Gene Ontology annotation, cellular component: mitochondrion.
ACAAAGGUAGUGAGAGUGAACAGUCUCCACCGGCGGCUGGCCACCAGUGCCUCAGCUGACUUGAAACGCGCCUGGUCUACGCGGUCACUAUCAUACAACACUGCCCACCUGUUAUUAAUUAUCUCCGAGUCACUAACACUUUCAGACAAAUCGUGAGGAAGAUGCCGUGCCCAUUCAUGUCCCGCUUGUCGGCACAGUAUGUGCGUCACUACAGUUCAGCGCUGGUCCGCCAAUAUGGAGAGAUGUGUCCCGUGAUCAACACUAUUGCCCGAUCCAGAGCCUUCAACUCUCUCUCCUCUACAACCAAGGACCCCGUGGAAGGCGAGAAGAAAUGUCCUUUCCUGAAUGGCAAGAACUUGGUAAAGCAUGCAAGCCGAGAAGUACAAGAGGAUGUAAUUGAUCUCUCUGCCAGGGAGCAAGGCCCUGCUGGACUAGAAGUCAAACCAAAGGAAAAGGCAAAAUGCCCCUUUUUAGCUUCUCAGGUAACCCCUGAAAUCAAAGAUAAAGAGUUGAAUUUAUUCCCAUACAAUGAAUUUUUCCAAGAGCAAAUCGCUCAGAAGAAAGCGGACCAUUCCUACCGUGUGUUUAAGAAAGUCGCUCGUAUAGCUGACCAGUUCCCCAAAGCCAAGGAGUAUUCCUGGGGAGAGAAAGAUAUUACUGUAUGGUGUUCCAAUGAUUAUUUAGGGAUGUCUCGUCACGAGGAUGUACGUGCUGCAGUGCGGGCAUCCUUAGAUAAACAUGGUGCAGGAGCUGGAGGAACAAGGAAUAUUUCUGGUAACACUAUUCUGCAUGAAAGUCUAGAAGCCAAGUUAGCAUCAAUUCAUCAGAAGGACGCAGCUUUACUCUUCACUUCCUGCUAUGUUGCUAAUGAUUCCACGCUGUAUACUUUAGCCAAAGCUUUACCAGGUUGCCACAUCUUCUCUGAUGAAGGAAACCAUGCUUCAAUGAUUCAAGGGAUUCGCAACUCUGGGGUUCCCAAGCACAUCUUCCGGCACAAUGAUCCAAAGUCCCUUGAAGAGCUGCUAAAAUCAAUUGAUGUUGGUAUUCCAAAGAUUGUGGCCUUUGAAACUGUUCAUUCCAUGACAGGAGCUGUAUGCCCCCUAAAUGAAUUGUGUGAUGUUGCACAUAAGUAUGGAGCAAUUACCUACGUAGAUGAGGUGCAUGCAGUUGGUUUGUACGGUGAGAGUGGGGCUGGAAUAGCAGACAGAGAUGGUUUACACCACAAGAUUGACAUUGUUUCAGGAACUUUAGGUAAAGCUUUUGGCAAUAUUGGAGGUUACAUUGCUGGGAAUGGAUCUCUGGUGGACAUGAUAAGAAGCUAUGCUGCUGGUUUUAUCUUUACAACCUCACUGCCGCCAACUGUUGUAUCAGGGGCAUUAGCUGCUGUCAGUAUUCUUAGUGGGGCCGAGGGACGAGCCAUGCGUGCAAAACACCAGAAGGCUGUUCGUUACCUGCGGAGUUCACUCAUGGAAAAAGGAUUACCAGUGGAACAUUGUCCAUCCCAUAUCAUACCAGUCCAUGUUGGAGAUCCUUUACAGUGUACCAAAAUAUCGGAUGAACUGAUCCGUAACUACGGUCAUUACGUACAGGCCAUCAACUACCCAACAGUACCCAGAGGACAUGAAAAGCUUCGUAUAGCUCCCACCCCUCAGCAUACCCCUGCCAUGAUGGAUCGUUUUGUUGAUGACCUAAUAACCGUCUGGAAAGAUCUUGAGUUACCAUUGUGGGAUAGGAGCUGCUCUGAGGAAUGUACUUUCUGCAAGAAGCCCCUACUCUUUAACGCACUGGAAGCAAGGGAGCGAUGUAAUACAGAGUGUGACAAGCCAUAUUGUCCCCAGUUUGUUGAAUGCUUUUAACAGUAACAGAAACAAGUUAGUACUGAAUUAUGUCAAAGGUUUUGACUGAAAUUAUGAUAAAGGAUGAUGCUGGAGUUCCUUUUGAUGGUCACCAUCAAAUUUUAGUUCUUCAUUGUUUAUUUUUUCUUUCAUCACUGAAGAAAUUUAAUCGUUUUUCCUAUCAAUUAUAUUUCUAUGUUAUUUAAAUACAGUAUAAUUAUAUCUGCCAUUUAUAAAACAUCAUAAAUUUUUUUUCCUGUUUUAGAUUAUUUAGGUGCGGGUAUUAUAAUUAUGCAAAGUGAGUUUUCAAAAAGUAUUUGUACCCACACUUUUUCUAGUUUAAUUUAUUGAGUUUGACAAUGUUUGGUAUUAUAAAAUAUAUAUUUUUUAUUUAUUUAUUUAUUUUUUUAUUGUGUACUGAAUUACAGUAUUUGCAGUUUUGCUGAUGUGUGCACUUGCACUAUUGGUUGAUGGUGAUCAUUUAUAAGGUUUAGUGUGGAAUAGUUCUGUAGAAGCUUAAACUUGUGAUGCAAUAUAUAAAUGCCGACACUGCAUAAUGUACACAUGUAUUAUUCAGUGCACUUGUAAAGAGGCAGCAAACUUGCUUCUUUUGGGAGAAAAAAUUAUGCUAAUCAUAUGGUGAUUGUCACAGUUUUGAAAACACAUGAUUGUAACCUGGAUGGUUCUUAACUGAUUUUCUCAAUUUGUGUUACAACACCAAAAUAUAAUGUCUUUCUUUUUUCUUUUUUUAAUCGUGUACUUGUUGUGUGUAGAGGAGCUGUUUCUCAAGAUCUUCAAAAGGCUCAUUGUAGGUGUUGACUUACAGUAAUUAACAACAUCAGAAGUUUACAGAUAGAUAACUGUGUUGGAAAAUAAUGAACUAAUUUCCUCCUGCUAUAUAUGAGUUUCUUAUCUGUUUGAAAGCUCAUGAACAAAUGUACUAGUCCUUAACAUGUUUAUUCAACCUGGUUUUAUUCUUGUUUGUAAUAGGUAGACACUGGUUCUGUGAUAUUUUAAAUUAUCAGAUAAUGUUCCUGUUGAUAUGUGGAGGUAACAAGUGAUGCGUACCAUCAGAUGAAAUUUUUAAUUCAUUGUUAGGUUUCUAUAAAAGUGUUGUGUAUAAUCUUAAAUUUGUAUUAUAAAUGUGCUGGAAAUUUUUUCAAAGUAAAAGAUCAUUUAUAUGUGUGGGUCUCCUGUUGAUUAGCAUAAUUUUGAAAUAGGUCUCACAUGCAGCUGUAGUAGAUACAAAAUUAUGUAGCAAAUUAACCUUGCACAAGGAUGCUGUAUAUAACCACUAGAUGUAAAACUAUUGUCCUCUCACUGUCAAACUUUGCACUUUUUGGAAGUUAUGGCUGUAAUUCACUAAAACCUGACCCUCACACAGGCUGUAUAUUUUAAACACAGACAGUUCAAUAAUAUGCAAAUGUAACUGUUUUUUUUUCUCUUUUCUGAACUUGAUAUAAACUCUGUGUCAAUCAAUAUUUUACAAUUCAAUUAUUAUAUUUCAGUUCAUUAUUAGUUCUUUUAAGUAGGUUCACCAUUAUGAUUUAUGUUUAUGAUUAUUAUUAUUAAUUUUUUUAUUUCCUUGAAUUUAAUUGUCUAAUUAGAGAGUACAGGUAAUUGGUGAUAGAGGAAACAAACCGCAAACACAUCAUGAGGUACUCUGGUUUGAUCCAGGGCAACAGAGAUGAGAAAUAUGCUAUUCUCUCUGUUGUUCACAUAGCUGUCUUGCCUUUCCUUUAUCCAGUAUUUCUCGAAUCUUCCUCGUUGAAAUCCUACUACCCAUUAAACUACCGUACUCGUUUUUUUCUCUCUCUCUCUCUCCAAUUAUGCCGUGAUUUUGAUCAGGUCAUGUGAGGCAAUGGCAUUAGAUGACACUAUAGGGCUUUCCCAACCUGACUACUCAUUCAUAUACAUUUUACACUGUAUGUGUGCACAACCUUUCAAAAUGAGUCAAGUCUUGAAUUAGUUCUUCAACAAAGCUAAACAGUACAAGUGAUGUAUUUGACAGCCCAUUAUCUUAAAAAUUCCUAUUUUUACUCUGAGCAUUUUGUAGAAUUACAUGUCAUAUAUGGUACAUGAUCUUCCACUGGCAAUUCUGGAGACCAACAACUGUGUUCUUGCAUUUCUAUGCAUUUCAUGUCCCAUUGUUAUGUUUUAUUGUAUUCAAAGAUAUAUAUAUAUAAUGAAUGAAUAAUAUAUUUUAAAAAUAAUGUAACUUUUAGCAGCAUUUACAAUAAAGUAAAUUACUGGUGAACACUGACAGUAUGACACCAUGAACAAUUGUAGCACUAAUAGAUGUCUUACAGAGCAUGAAA